This is a messenger RNA of Beta vulgaris subsp. vulgaris (sugar beet), 2628 nucleotides long. RefSeq names its product potassium transporter 7. Gene Ontology annotation, biological process: potassium ion transmembrane transport. NCBI's taxonomy places the organism in Eukaryota, Viridiplantae, Streptophyta, Magnoliopsida, Caryophyllales, Amaranthaceae. Bases 208 to 2553 code for a protein of 781 amino acids. Gene Ontology annotation, molecular function: potassium ion transmembrane transporter activity. The transcript is spliced from 9 exons. The record is from RefSeq and is a predicted model, not a curated record. Gene Ontology annotation, cellular component: membrane.
AAGGCCGGGUGAGUUGGAUCAAUUGCCACAACGUUCAACUGACUCAUAAAUCAUAAUAAUAGUCGCCAUUUUCCCCUUCCAUUCAUUUAAAUAAAAUCAGCGAUUAACAAACAAUCUUCAUACUUGAUGCUCAUACUUCCAAGAUUUAGAAGAGAUUGAGAAACAAAGAUCAUCUCUUUAAUCAACUAUGUUGGGGGAUGAAAGAAAAUGGUAAUAUGUCUAAUGCAGAAUAAAGAAGCAUCACUUGGAAGUAAGAAGAAGCAUGUGCUCCUUUUAGCUUAUCAGAGUCUUGGAAUAGUUUAUGGAGACUUGAUUAUUUCUCCUCUUUAUGUCUAUGACAAUGCCUUCUCCGGAUCAUUGCAUCAUCAUCAAACCGAGGAAGUCAUAUUUGGUGUGUUAUCAUUGAUCUUUUGGAGCCUCACUGUUUUCUCCUUGUUCAAGUAUGUCGUCAUUAUUCUAAGUGCAAAUGAUAAUGGCGAAGGAGGUACUUUGGCUUUGUACUCUAUUCUACGCAGACAUGCGAAAUUCAAUCUACUCCCAAAUCAUCAAGCAGCAGAUGAGGAGCUUCAAGCAUAUCAUAGGCCUGGCUAUGUAACAAGAUCCACCCGAUUCCGGAUAUUCCUUGAGAAACACAAACAUUAUAGAACUUGUUUACUUCUUAUUGUUCUAUUUGCAGCCUGCAUGGUCAUAAGUGAUGGUGUGUUUAGUCCGGCUCUUUCUGUUUUGUCAUCAUUCCAGGGGCUCAAAGUUCAUAACAAGAGCCUAAAUCAUGGUAAUAUGGCGACUAUUGUCUGCAUGGUUCUGGUUGGCCUCUUUGCUUUACAACACCGAGGUACCCAUAAAGUCUCGUUCAUGUUUGCUCCCGUUGUAAUCGUUUGGUUGUUAUCCAUUGCUGCUCUUGGGAUCUAUAACAUUUUAAAAUGGAAUCAUGGAGUCUACCGAGCUCUUUCUCCAUAUUAUAUCUACAAAUUCUUUAAGCAAACUCAGAAAGUUGGCUGGAGUUCCAUAGGAGGCUUACUUUUGUGCAUCACAGGUUCAGAGGCUAUGUUUGUGGACCUUGGCCACUUCUCAACUGCAUCAAUCAGGAUUGCUUUUUCUUGCCUGGUUUACCCUUGUUUAGUUCUUCAGUACAUGGGGCAAGCAGCGUUUCUUUCAAAAAACUUCUCUGUUGUUACAUCAAGUUUUUAUAAUUCCAUCCCAGAUCCCUUUUUUUGGCCAAUGUUUGUACUAGCAAUUCUGGCUGCAUUUACGGCUAGUCAAGCUGUCAUAUCCAUGACAUUUUCAAUAGUGAAACAAUGCCAAGCACUAGGGUGUUUCCCUCGCGUCAAGGUGGUCCACACAACAAGAUGGAUUCGAGGUCAGGUUUACAUCCCGGAACUAAAUUGGAUACUUAUGAUCCUCAGUAUGGCUGUUGCUAUUGGAUUUCAAGACACAACUCUCAUAGGCAAUGCAUAUGGGCUAGCCUUCAUGAGUACAACUCUAGUUAAUACAUGGUUGCUAUCACUUGUAAUCAUUUUCGUAUGGUCGCACAACAUUGUGACCGCGUUACUACCAUUGUUGCUGUUUACACCAAUUGAGUUGAUCUACCUCUCAUCAUACUUUGUGAAACUAUCUAAAGGCGGGUUGGCUCAGCUUGUUUUCACAACGCUCUUCAUGUUUGUUAUGUAUGUUUGGAACUAUGGCAGCAGACGCAAGUACUUGCUCGAAGUGCAGAAUAAGGUGCCUAUGAAAUGGAUCCUUGGAUUAGGCCCUAGCCUCGGUGUUGUAAGAGUUCCCGGUAUUAGCCUCAUCUACACUGAAUUAGUCAGCGGAGUUCCUGCCAUUUUCACCCAGUUUCUAACGAACUUACCUGCCAUUAACCAAACUGUGGUUUUUGUCUGCAUCAAAUCAAUUCCUGUACCUCAUGUCUCUGACAGAGACCGGUAUCUUGUUGGCCGAGUUGGGCCUAAAUCUUAUCGUAUGUACCGUUGUAUCAUACGUUAUGGUUAUCAAGAUGUUGAUAAAUAUGUUGAUGACUUUGAAGACAACCUUGUUAUGAGCAUUACAGAGUUCAUUAGAAUGGAAGCAGAAGGUUGUAGAACAUCCGAUGAACUGAUUGAUGCUCGGAUGGCUGUCGUAAGAACUUCUGGCAAGUUCGGGACAAGAUUAGUGACAUCUGAUAGCAGUUCCGCGAAUAAGGGCAUAACUUCAAGAUACAAAAGAAGUUGCAGUAUGGGAAAGUCAUCAACUUUGCAUAGUUUACAUAACAAAUAUGAAGUGGAAGAAUCACCAGAAUUCAGUCAGAGACAUACCAGGUUUCAGUUACCAGGUGAUGAAUAUUUAGAGGAGGAAUUAAAGGAAGAAUUGAUAGAGCUUUUGGAAGCUAAGGAAGCUGGGAUUGCAUAUAUAGUUGGACAUUCAUUUAUAAGAGCACGACGACAUUCAUCUAAGCUCAAAAGAUUUGUAAUAAAUAGGGCUUUUUCUUUCUUAAGGAAGAAUUGUCGUUCUUCAGCUGUGGUUCUACAUAUUCCACAUAUUAGUUUGAUUCAGGUGGGUGUGGUUUAUUAUAUAUAGUACAGUAGUACUUAUGUACCUUCCUAUUCCUUAAUUCAAACUUCAAAGGUGGUUAACUCAAGUGUUUUUCAUUGA